ACUCGCCUCCCGCUGCACCGAUCACCGCCGUCGCCAUGGUGCUCUGGUUCGCCCUGCUGGUGCUGCUGGGGGCCGCGGGUGGCAAAGUGCUCAAUAAUUGCGAUCUUGCCAAGGAGCUCAAGGAAACCUACAAGUUCCCUGAGGAGCAGAUCUCCACCUGGGUGUGCAUAGCCAAACAUCAGUCGAAUUUCAAUACCAGUGCCAAAGGCAUACUGUAUCCGGACGGCACACGUAACCUCGGCCUCUGGGGAAUCAAUAAUAGGAGGUGUAAUUCUGAAAGCUAUCAUCUUUUCGACCGUUUAGAUUCUAUUCAAAUAUGCAAUGUGACCUGUGACAAAUUUUUGGACGACAACAUCAGCGACGAUGUGGAAUGCAUCAAGAAAAUUUACGCCGAAAACAUGAAGAGGACUGGCGAAGGCGAUCAUUUGAAUCCGCCGCGCAUCAGAAACAACAGCGGCGGCAUGGCCGAGAUACGCGCCAUCGGGCCCCUGUCGAAGCGCGAGCCUACACCAGCGCCGUGUGCUGCGAGCUACGGUUGUUACAAGAGGAUCCCGGACGACCACACUCCAGGAAAAAGGCCUGCUGGUCAGGUAGAUGGCAUCGAGAAAGUAGUACCAUUCCACACAUCAGAGUGGAAGUGCGACGCGGUAGGUACUACCGAGAUUAAGUCAGCCAGUGUGAUGCGAGCUAAGCGGAGGAACCCGGGCGACCACGCCCCAGGAAGAAGGCCUGCUGGUGCGGUGGCUGGAACCCAGAAAGUAUUACCUUUCCAGUCAGCACAGUGCCACGGUCGUGGGGAGAGGAACCCGGACGACUACUCCCCCGGAAGAAGGCCUGCUGGUGCGAUGGAUGGAACCUAUAAAGUAGUACCUUUCCAGACAGCACAGUGCAACUGUCGUAGGGGGAGGAACCCGGACGACCACUCCCCCGGAAGAAGGCCUGCUGGUGCGUUGGAUGGAACCCAUAAAGUAGUACCUUUCCAGACAGCACAGUGA
Messenger RNA from Gryllus bimaculatus (two-spotted cricket), 995 nucleotides. Lineage: Eukaryota; Metazoa; Arthropoda; Insecta; Orthoptera; Gryllidae. The record is from the annotation of a GenBank genome assembly.